UCUGUCAAAAAAGAAAAAAAAAGUUUAUUUAAAAGGCAGAGUAACCAAGAGAGAAGGGGACACACACACACACACACACACACACACACACACAGGUCUUCCAUCUGCUGGUUUGAUCCUCAAAUGGCCACAACAGCUGAGGCUAGGCCAGGCUAAAGCCAGGAGCUUCGUCCAGGUCUCCCAUGCGGGUGCAGGGCCCAAGCACUUCAGCCGUCUUCCACUGCUUCCCCAGGCCACAGCAGGGAGCUGGAUCGGGAGCGGAGCAGCCGGGCAUGAACUGGCGCCUGUAUGAGAUUCCUGUGUCACAGGUGGAGGCUUUACCGAUACACCGCAGCGCUGGCCCCAGUCUCAGCAGAUUUUUAAAAAAUUCUUUCCUGCGUCUAAAAUAUUUUCCCUUCUAUAGUGAAAUAUAUUACUUUUAAAACUCAGGAUUAGAAAACUGUACGGCGAGGAUCUGAGCCUUGAAUAUCUGUAGCUGGACAGAAGGGGGCGCUCACUCGGGCUGCUUCAGACGUCAGCUGCGUUCUGCUGGGGUGGCCCUGCAGCGGUUCAGACGCCCGCGUCCGGCAGCCCAGUGCCAGGGUGGGACCCAGGCUCCCUUCUCCUGCACAGCAGAGCGGCGACGGAGCCAUGUCACUCUUCUGGACUUCAUCCGCAGGGAGGCAGACGCGUUCACCGCUUGGACAAGUUGCCUUGGGCUUUUAGGAAUACGUUGGAAAGUACCAAGAGAGUCCUGUUGUGAAAUUCUUCCCAGCCUUUCACCAAAUGGCGGUCACUUCACAGUUUUACCCUUACAGGUUAAUGACAGAGGAUGCAAGUUAACCACACCGUCCAGGGCGUGCCGCAUGCUAACCAGGCACCCGCACCGUCCAGGGCGUGCCAUGCGCAAACCAGGCACCCGCACCGUCCAGGGCAUGCCGCGUGCUAACCAGGCACCCGCACCGUCCAGGGUAUGCCGUGCGCAAACCAGGCACCCGCACCAUCCAGGGCGUGCCGCGUGCUAACCAGGCACCCACACCGUCCAGGGCAUGCCGCGUGCUAACCAGGCACCAUUGUUCUUUGCUUCUUGCCAUGUUGUUUCUAACAGGUGCCUGAAAUGCUUGCCUUCUUUUGUUAGUGAAUGAAGUAUUUCGGGCAUUGGUAACUUUUUUGUUGGUGGUUAAAUGUCUUGCCUGGCCUUAAAGUCAUUGUUAAAAACACCCAGAACUGAUCUAGGAGCCAGCCCUCUGACGGCCCCAGGGGAGGUAUAUAUAAACGGUUCGCGCUGGCAGGACUUAGCCGACGUUCUCCUGUGUUAGGUAUUUUUUGAGUUCCCAGGACUUCACCCUUUCGCUCAGCACCCCCGGAGCAAGCCAGCCUUGUCCUGUCGCUACGGCCGGAGUAUCAGCAUUCCAAAGCUGGUCCCGGACUGGCGUGUUUAGGUUGUUGCUUUAAGGAGUGAGACUUGUUUGCAGCCUUCUGGUAAACCAGCUCCAACUAUGUCUAAUGAUUUUGUGAAAACCCACUCUUUUCUGGAUAAAAAUAAAAGCGUCUCCAUGGGAACACAGCCCCCCGAGCAGCCUCGUCAUUGAGAGGGAGCCUGCGCGUGAGCGGGUGAUUGCGUGGGCAGGCUUUUGUAGCCCUCCCAUUCUUCCAGGGAUUAGCCCUGCGCCAGCGGAUUUGUGGGCCUCAGCCUGGCCGCUGCUUCAGGCAUGCAUGGUAUUUCCCCCAUAACUCCCUCCCCCAAAAAAGCCUGCUUCCAGUUGCUCCAGAGAAACAUGGCCGCUUCUCCCUGGAGGAAACCCUCCGUCACCAACAGCUGCGCCUGCGCCUGCUGUUGCAUCACAGACCCCACAAAGCACGGUGCCUGCUGCUCUCCUACGCGCAGGGUUGCCUGUGGCCGCCCACCCCUUCCUGCCAGGUGUGUUCCACACUUGGGUCCGGGGUGGCAGGGCUCUCAGGGCUGUAUGGUUGGUGGCUCGCCCGAGGCUGGCCCGUGACGUGGGCUGAGAGCCCAGCUGGCCGGUGACACCGGUGUCCAUCCGUCGGGCCUUGUCCGUGUGGCCCGGGCCUCUCCCAGCACGAGGGCUGAGGUCCGGGUGCUUCUUGCCUAAAGUGGUUUGGGCGCGCUGCUCUGAUUCUGUUCUGCAGAACAGCCUCGGGGCCUGCCAAGACGCAGGGCGGGAGGACGAGGGACCCCGCCUCGGGACGGGAGCCGCAGAGGUGCGUCCUGAGGGGCUCAGGUGCCGGGGGCGGAGGCAGCGCCCGGGAACCACAUCUGCUGUGGCUCACGCAGGCGUCCGGGGAGGAGCCCCACUGGCCGGGAGCUGGGACUGGGCCCUUGGACCUAAUUUCCGCUCCAGAGGAAGAGCUCACGGCCACUUCCGUCUCCCACCGUGUCCCUGGAACGCCGUCGUCAGCACAGCCGCCCCGCUGGCAGAACGUGCUCAAAAUCCCCGAAACAGAACCGCGUGUGUUCACGAGGGGACAGGUGGCGCGCGCCCGAGCACGGGUCCUGAGCCCUCGUCUGUCGUCUGUCGGGAGAAGUGGCCUUGCUCCCCGGGCGGCUCAGAAGAUCCCGGCGACAGUGCCCUUGCUCUCCGCUCCGUUUCUCGGCUUCUGCCUGUUGUGCGCCAGUUUCUAGAAGGUUCCAGCUGUGAGUUCUUGGCGGCUAAGGUUUGGCUACUGUGUUUGUCAGCCACACAGUGUUUCUAAUAAGGUCUCCGGUCAAUUGCUCGUUCGGGUCUUUGUAAUUAUACGUGCGGUUAAUCAGCACUGACAGUUUUUCAGUCUCUGACGUAAGUUUGCUGAUGGAGUGGCUGACGUUGGAUUGCUGAGUUCACAGUGGAGGAUCCCCGGGCUUAGCUUCUAAUUUUCGAGUUUCAGUUGGCUCGUGCUCCUGGAAUCUGAGGAAGAACAAACAGCAGCGCUUGUCCUGAGAGAGAAAUGCAGACUGAACCGGCGCUUGCCGCCUCUUGGUGGUGAGGGAGGCGAUUGUCUGUCUGUAGGCAGCCUGGUGUCUCAAGAGCCUGCUAAUUAGCUCGGUGUUGGCGCCGCGCGGCACCCCCGGUAGCUGUGUAAUUAAAAUGAGCCCUGAGCACACAGCGCCUCGCGUCGCGGCUCCCUUGGAGGGCGGCGUCAUGGACAGCUUUCCGACAGUGGCCCCUCGGCCCGGGCGCUCCGAGUGCAGUGAAGAGGCCUGUCCGCCCUGCGCAUCUUUUGUGCUGUGUUUUCUGAGAUCCUUUAAGUGAGAAACAUUCCUACCUUCUCCAGAGUAAAGCUGGGGUUUCAGGAGCCGGGCUCGGGGCACAGCGGAGACCGCCCGCCACGCCGGCAUCCCCGCGAGCGCCGGUUCAGGUCUCUGCACUUCUGAUCAGACUCCUAAGUGCGCCUGGGAGAGCAGCAGAAGCCGGCCCGAGUGCCUGGGCUCCUGCACCCACGUGAGACCAGGAGCCCCCGGCUCAGCCAUUGCAGGUGUGUGGGGAGUGACCUGCCACAUGGAAGAUCUCUCUCUCUGCCCUCCCUCUCCCUCUCCCACUCUGUCUCUCCAAUAAGUCGUUUCUAAAAAUCCUGUUUCCAAAGGGGAAAAAAGUUCUCUAUGUGGCUGGAGCGCUCAGUGAUUUUUCACUGAAGAGAAUACAGAAACAUCCUGUGUAAGUGGACCAGGAGUUUGACUUUCCUGCCUUCUUUCUUUUUUUUUUUUUUAAAGAUUUGUUUGUUUGAAAGAGCCACAAAGAGAGGUCUUCUGUCUGCUGGUUCAGUCCACAAAUGACUGCAAUGGCCAGGGCUGGGCCAGGCCGAAUCCAGGAGCCAGGAGCUCCAUCCUGGUCUCCCACGUGGGUGGCGGGGGCCCAAGCACUUGGGCCAUCUUCUGCUGCCUUCCCAGGUGCGUUAGCUGGCAGCUGGAUCAGAAGAAGAGCAGCUGGGACUCGAACCAGUGCUCUGAUGUGGGAUGCCGGCUUCUCAACAGCGGCCAAAUCCACUGUGCCGCAGUGCCGGCCGCUGGUCUAACUUUGUUAAUUUCACUUUUGAGGGGCCAGUGCUGUGGUGUAGCGGGUUAACACCCUGGCCUGAAGCGCCGGCAUCCCACAUGGGCACCAGUUCGAGUCUCGGCUGCUCCUCUUCCCAUGCAGCUCUCUGCUGUGGCCUGGGAAAGCAGUAGAAGAUGGCCCAAGUCCUUGGGCCCCUGCACCCGCAUGGGAGACCCAGAAGAAGCUCCUGGCUCCUGGCUUCGGAUCAGCGCAGCUCCAGCCAUGCGGCCAUCUGAGGAGUGAACCAAUGGAUAGAUGGCACCUGUAUGCUCUCUCUCUCUCUCUCUGCCUCUCCUCUCUCUGUGUAACUCUGACUUUCAAAUAAAUAAAAUAAAUCUUUAUAAAAAAAAUUUCACUUUUGAGCAAAAUCCCGGGAGUGCCGUGAAGUCUGGCACUGGUGUGAUACGGCCCGGAACCAUCUAGAACCUCAGAAGGGUUCAUGCGUUCACCGCCCCUUGGUGCCCUGCUGGCCUCGGUGGGUGUGUUAGAGACCCCCGAGGCCUGUCAAGGGGCAGAGCGGCCGUGGGCAGGCUGUCCCCAGGGCUGUACAAGGUGCCUCCUGAGCAAACCGACGGCCCUGCAGCCCCCCAACCCCAACUCGGUGCAUCGGGAACUUGGUGGGGCGGCCCCUUUAUGCCAUCGCUUAGCUGACCUCCGACAGGCACCCAGCUGCAGGUCUGCACAGCCGACAGGAGAGGGCGUGCCUUCACCACGUGACUGUUGGGGCCGCGGCUGUGCCUGGAGCCAGGGAGGCGGCCGUGGACAGGAUCACGGUCUUGCCUUUGAGAAACCACAGGCUGGCGAAGCAGCCUAAAAUACCCGGGCCCUGCGGACUCACGGCGCCUCCUGUCGGCACGGGCAGCAGGCAAGGGAAGGGUUCAUUGUGCUGCUGGAGGCGUGAGACAGCAGAGCCUCGGGGGGUGAAGGCAGCCCCCAGGAAGAUGCGGCUAGAGUGUGUAGGAGGCGUGGCCCCGGUGGGCGGCUGUGUGACAGGUGCUGGAACUUGGUGGGGACGGCUGCUGGGGGGUCCCUGGGCCAUCGGGGACACGGCCCUCCAGGGGGGUCCGUGCAUUCUCAGAAGAGGCUGUUAGGAAGAGCCAGCCCGGCCCCGCCCCUCCCCCGUUCCCCGUGCUCCUGCCACCUGCCCUGCAGCCCUCAAGGGCCGAGCUGAUGCUGGUGCCGUGCCCUGCGCCUCCCGACCUGGGGCCAAAUACACCCCUGUUCGUUCUGAAGAGACCACAGAGUCUGCCUGCGGCAGCGGACGACAGACCAAGCAGCGGUGGUGGGGGCCGGGGACGUCUCCGCAGAACUCCCGGGUCUGCAGGAAAGGCAGGAGCACGGACCAGGCGCUGCGACGGCGACAAAGCUCCUGGCCGCGAGCUGAGACCCGGGCUCACCAGCUGUCUCUGGGUCUGCCGAGGACCUCGUCCUCAGCACUGUCCACGCUGCUGUCCCCCUCGCCCAUGCCACUGUCCCCCUCGCCUGUGCCGCUGUCCACCACGCUGCUGUCCCUCGCCCACGCCGCUGUCCCUCUCAUCCACGCCGCUGUCCCCCUUGCCCACACCUCUGUCUCCCUCACCCACGCCACUGUCCCUCUCAUCCAUGCUGCUGUCUCCCACGCCCAUGCCGCUGUCUCCCUCGUCCACGCCACUGUCCCUCUCAUCCACGCCGCUGUCUCCCACGCCCACGCCGCUGUCCCCCUCACCACGCCGCUGUCUCCCACGCCCACGCCACUGUCUUCCUCAUCCACGCCGCUGUCCCCCUUGCCCACUCCUCUGUCUCCCUCACCCACGCCACUGUCCCUCUCAUCCACGCCGCUGUCUCCCACGCCCACGCCGCUGUCCCCCUCACCACGCCGCUGUCUCCCACGCCCACGCCACUGUCUUCCUCAUCCACGCCGCUGUCCCCCUUGCCCACUCCUCUGUCUCCCUCACCCACGCCACUGUCCCUCUCAUCCACGCCGCUGUCUCCCACGCCCAUGCCGCCAUCUUCCUCGUUCACGCCACUGUCCCCCUCACCACACCGCUGUCUUCCUCGUCCACGCCGCUGUCCCCCUUGCCCACGCCACUGUCUUCCUCAUCCAUGCUACUGUCCCCCUUGCCCACACCUCUGUCUCCCUCACCCACGCCACUGUCCCUCUCAUCCACGCUGCUGUCUCCCACGCCCAUGCCGCUGUCUCCCUCGUCCACGCCGCUGUCCCCCACGCCCAUGCUGCUGUCCCCCUUGCCCACACCGCUGUCCCCCACACCACUGUCCCCCUCACCCACACCUCUGUCUCCCUCAUCCACACCGCUGUCCCCCACACCACUGUCCCCCUCACCCACACCUCUGUCUCCCUCAUCCACACCGCUGUCCCCCACGCCCACACCGCUGUCUCCCACACCGCUGUCCCCCUCGUCCAUGCCACUGUCCCCCUCGCCCAUGCCUCAUCCGUUCAUCCUCCUCGUCCCCGUUGCCCCUCUGGUCUCAGCAGUCCCAUCAGCUGUGUCCAGGUGGGCUCCUGGGCGUCUCCUGUUGGCCACUGCUGGCUGUUCUGUACUUCCUGUGUGACUUUGGAGCGUGUGCCACGUGGAAGCCGACUGUGAGCACCUGCGCGCGCCUGUUUCGUGGUCACCCCUGGACUCGUCUCCCCCCCCCAGCCUGUGUCCCUGGUCUCCGCGGUGGGAACCCUCGCCGGCGCUGUCCCGAGUCCCCAACUCCUCAGCUAACACCUGCUGCCUGCCAGGCCCCACCGCCCCUCUCCGAUCCGCUCAGGAGUUCUGGUUCCCUCCACCGGGCUCGGCGUCCUCCAUGAACCUGCUGUGGCAGGGAUGGGGCUCUCAGGCCACCUGCCCCUCAGAGCCUCACCCUGGGAGGUGGGUGCUCGUGUUUCCUGCUCCCGGGCAGCAGAUCCGGUGAGGGAAGGCAGGAGCCCUGGGGGUCCUUGGCAGCCAUGCCGAGGUUGGCUUCGGAACGAGACGGGAUCUCAGUUUCGAUUUCCAUGUUGUGGAUGAGAGGUGCGUGGAGUUCAGGAGGCGGAAGGUGGCAGAGCUGAGCCUGAAAUCGGGCGGAGAAGCCCCGGGUCCCCAGGCAGCGUCCGUGCCGCGCCUCCUUCUGCAGCGAUGUCGGGCACCGGGAGAAAGACCCCCCAAGCCGCGAUCUCUCGCACGUCCGGCUGGUUUUUUUUUAUGAGGGACUUAUGCAGUGUCCUGAAGUUUUCUUCUUUCCUUUUCUGAAGUAUGUAUGCACUUACUUGAAAGGCAGAGUGACAGAGCGAGGUCUUCCCUCUGCUGGUUUACUCUCCACAUGACUGUGAGGGCCAGGAGCCGGGAACUCCAUCUGGGUCUCCCACGUGGGUGCAGGGCCCACGCACUUGGGGCAUCCUCUGCUGCCUUCCCAGGCCACAGCAGGGAGCUGGGUGGGAGCAGAGCAGCUGGCCCUGGAGCCGGCGCCCUGGCACGGAGCACCAGCACCACAGGGGGCAUCUUAGCCCUCCGCCCCGUUUUCCUCUACUCCCUGGGUGUUCGGCAAGUGUGUGUGGAACAUCAGUGUGUCACGCAUGUGCACAUCUGUGCAUCACAGACUGUCCUAGGCGUUAGGUGGACAGAGGGACAGGACCCCUCCCUUCGAGGGUUCCCCACUCAGCAGGGGCGCGGAUGCAGGAUCCUCUGCAGUGCACUGAAGUGGGAGAGGGCGGGGCUGGCGGCCAGCGGCUGCACAGAGAUGGGGGAGGGGCAGAGUCCCAGGUGGGGAGCAGUCCAAGGUGGUGGCAGCGGAGGGGAGCGCAGGGUGGGGGUGCUGAUGUCCCGGUGUUAUCCUGGCCAUGGGGAGCCCUGAGAAUGUGUGACAGGUGCGGGCCAGCAGCUCCCCGUUGGGGGCCGUCACAUGUAGCGCUGCUGUCUCUUCGUGAGAGUCAGUCGCAACACUGCAAGUGCAGCCGUGCGUUCUGAGAGCCGUGCCGUCGGUGACUGAGUGAGCGUCACGGCCGGGGUGGCCGGUUCCGGGGUUGACCAGCUGUUGCCGCUGGCACGUGCCUGUCCGCGUGUGGCCCUGUGAGCGUGGUUUCUGAGCCGUAUGAUGUGCUGAGGUUUUGACAGGCUGCAGGUGCGUCCUCGAGGUUGGCAGAUUUUAGUGUCGGGGCCACAGUAGAUUCUGGUCUGGUUUGGGGGCAGGCUGGCUGCACUGAGUUCUGUGAGCAGCUCUGACGUGUCUCCCUGGUGCUGCCACACGCAGUGCCGACGCCGCCUUCCUGGCUUCGCUCCGGGUGUGCACCAUUUUUUAACCAUGUAAAGGCGUUAUCAGCGCAAUCUGCCAAUUUUAAAAUAACUUUUAAAACUCCGUCAUGUAUUCGAAAGCCGGUGCUAAGUAAUCGCCAUAAAUCCCCUCGUGAAAUCUUGGUGAUCGUGGCGUGGGGGGCCAUCCAGCUUCCGGAAGCCGCGUGGUGGGGCCGUGUGCCUCCUGCGACGGUGGGUCCCCGCGAUGCUGGUGGCCGCUGGCGGCUCUGCCCAGGCGCAGGUGGAACAGAAGUGCCCCGCCCUCCCUGCCACAACCUGAAACAGUUUCCCCUCAGGAAAGCCUCGUUUUUGUUCCUUUUUUUCCACUCAACGGCUUUGAGACCUGGGCUCCCCCUCACCCCGAGAGCUUCCAUCGGCAGCCUGGCCGCUGACCCUGGCCUGUGCCGGCCGGCAGUCGUGACCUGGCCGUGCUUGGGGCGUGCCCGGGACUGUGCCCUGACAGCCCCCGCGGGUGGCCACACCUGCCCGAGACCUGCUCUCAGCCUGGUGCUCCCCGACACUGAGAGCCCGAGGCGGGGCCGUGUAGUGCAACCCACGAGAGGCCUGGGCCAGCCGUUCUUCUUUUUUAAAAGGCUUAUUUGUUUAUUUAUUUGAAAGGCAGAAUUACAGACAAAGAGGGAGAGACAGAGAGAGGUCUUCCAUCUGCUGGUUCACUCCCCAGAUGGCCAGAGCUGGGCCGAUCUGAAGCCAGGAGCCAGGAGCUUUUUCCGGGUCUCCCACACGGGUGCAGGGGCCCAAGCACUUGGGCCAUCAUCCACUGCUUUCCCAGGCCAGAGCAGAGCUGGAUUGGAAGUGGAGCAGCUGGGACAUGAACCAGCACCCAUUUGGCUUAACCCAUUGUGCCAUGGCGCCGGCCCCUGACCGUUUCUUGUGUGUGAUGAGCACAGGGUCUCAUGAGGGCCCCGUGGAGCUCCCUGUCCCUGCUGGCUUUGGGGGGAAGGCGCGCAAGGGCAGCACCUUCGUCUUCCUCUGGGGACUGGGGCCGCGUGGACUGGGGCACGGAGUCACGUGCUCAGGAGCGUCCACACUCAGGCAGGCAGGCAGGCGCAGGCGUCCCCGAGGCCGGCUGCCCCUUCAGCUCUUAAGCACAGCCCUCCCGAGUGUGCAGGCGGCGGGGGUGAGCCAGCACCCUGCUUCCAGGCCUGCUCCCCCUCCACGCAGGCCCGGCCCUCGGUCAUCGGGGCGGUCAGCCCAGGAUCGCUGCGGCUUCCCGGGAGGGCCCUCAGCGUAGCCGCUGGCAGCUGCCGACAGAUCUCGCUGCACAUCCUGCCAGCCGUGCGAGAUGCGCUGCUUCCUCCCUGUAACCUCCAGUCGGAACGCUGUGUUCCUUCCCACCGCCAAGGGCUUCCCGGGCCUUCACUCAGCCCUUGCGGGACCAGGAAGCCUCCGCACUCACAUCCCCAGCAGAGGGCGCUCUGGUCCCGGGACCAGGGCAUCACUGUCCACUCGGAAUGGGGACGACGGGGAGGAAGGAGCCAGCCUUUAGCAGAUGUUACGACUGUUUAGUGGUGGGACGUUGCAGAUGGGGGGCUGGCCAGUGUGCUGGGACCCUGAGCUCGGCCACGUGGGAGACGUCUCCUCUCCCCCUGCUGGGAAAGGCGGCAGAGUCAGGGAGGGCAGCUCCACACAGAGGCUGUCGCACGCUGCCGAUGGCAAGAUGGACACGGCUGACCUUUGGGGAGAAGGUCAAGGUCACGCCGCAGACCCCCGAGCUCCUCCCAGUCCCGCUGCUGAGGCUGCCACCCCCGCUGCCGACGCUCGCGCCUGACCCCAGAGCACACGGCCCUCGCCGUGGGGCCAGUGCCAGGCUCUCUGCUCACACCCACGUGCCUGGGAGAGCUCCGUGACCGUUGCGUUGUCACUUACUCCCGGCGUGCCGACUGAGGAAUCAGCGGCUUAACGGCCGUGCCAGCCCUCACCGCUGUCGCGCUUGGCAGUGCAGGGACCGGGCAUCAGCGGUGGCCGCUCUGUCUUGGUUCGGGGCCUGGAUGUUCCGGAAACGCUUUCUAGAAUCUGCCUGCUUCGAGCUGCCUGCCUCUGCAGCAGGAGGUUUACUCUCCUAAAAAUGCUGGUUAACCUGCUGCUAGACAGUCAGUAGAUGUCAGCGAGAAAACCACUUAUCAUUGACACACGACUCACGCUGGUGUCCUUGCCCGGGGACCCGGGCUAUGGGGUGUGCGCUGAGCCUGGUGGCUGUAGGACAGGGCUGUGGGGUAGAGCUGUGUGGCUGUAGGACAGGGCUGUGGGGUACAGCUGUGUGGCUGUAGGUAGGGCAGGGCUGUGGGGUCUGAGCUGUGUGGCUGUAGGACAGGGCUGUGGGAUCUGAGCUGUGUGGCUGCGGGACAGGGCUGUGGGGUCUGAGCUGUGUGGCUGUAGGUAGGGCAGGGCUGUGGGGUCUGAGCUGUGUGGCUGUAGGACAGGGCUGUGGGAUCUGAGCUGUGUGGCUGCGGGACAGGGCUGUGGGGUCUGAGCUGUGUGGCUGUGGGACAGGGCUUUGGGGUCUGAGCUGUAUGGCUGUGGGACAAGGCUGUGGGGUAGAGCUGUGUGGCUGUAGGUAGGACAAGGCUAUGGGGUCUGAGCUGUAUGGCUGUGGGACAAGGCUGUGGGGUCUGAGCUGUGUGGCUGUAGGACAGGGCUUUGGGGUCUGAGCUGUGUGGCUGUGGGACAGGGCUGUGGGGUAGAGCUGUGUGGCUGUAGGGCAGGGCUGUGGGGUCUGAGCUGUAUGGCUGUGGGACAGGGCUGUGGGGUAGAGCUGUGUGGCUGUAGGGCAGGGCUGUGGGGUCUGAGCUGUGUGGCUGUGGGACAGGGCUGUGGGGUAGAGCUGUGUGGCUGUAGGUAGGACAGGGCUGUGGGGUAGAGCUGUGUGGCUGUAGGUAGGACAGGGCUGUGGGGUCUGAGCUGUGUGGCUGUAGGUAGGGCAGGGCUGUGGGGUCUGAGCUGUGUGGCUGUGGGACAGGGCUGUGGGGUGCGGGCGAAGCUCUGUGAAUUCCUCCGGUGAGCAGAACAGGUUUUGUUCUUUCAAAUGUGCAGUUUCCAGUCUCUUUAUAAUUUUGUAUCAAAGAGAAAAUAUUUUGGUGCAGAGCUGUUUCCUCUCACCAGGAGCUGGAGCCACGUGAGGACUCCGCGCACGUCCGAUGCGAUUGGCGUCCGAGGUGCUGUCUCAGUUAGGUUCUGCACUUUAGGAAAUCAGCCAUUUCCUUCUCGUCUGACCAGUCUCUGCCUGUUCCUGUUUUGUUAAUUUUGUUUCACAAGUUCAGAGGGGUCACCAUGGAGAUCUGCUCCCUGUGUUCAGGUCCAGGAUCACAGCUCCUGUUCACGUCCCCUCGUGGGGUCCUUCUGCCCCACUAAAACCUCGCAGUGUUCCGUGUCCUUUUGAGAACGUCACCCGCAUGCAGACGUGACUGCCGGUUGUUGCUUUAUAAAGUCAGUUGUGCGGUGGAAGUCGAAGCUGAGAUGGGGAGUCUUGGAGGUGGUCGACGCCUCGCAUGUGGUGGGGAGCCCCUUGUUCCAGCCAGGCCCCUCUCCACAUGGCUGAUGAAGCGAUGCCUGGUGGGUAGGAGCAGUCGGUGAGUGGCACCGGGCGCCACCGUGCACCUGCAGCUCAGCGGACUCGCUUGCCUGUCAACCCCUGUGGCGCUGGUGAGGCGUAGGGGGACCGGAGCGCUCACUUCUGUGCGCCCCCUCUUGGGCAAGCAGACCCUUCAGAGGGGAUCCCCUCUGUGCCAAGACCCUGCCUCGCGCGGCGUGUCAGUCAUCCGUCACCAAGCUACAAGUACCACACAACACAGCUGCUUAAAAUGGCGGGCUCUUCCCUCCCGAGGCUCCCGAGUUCAGGCGUCAGCGGGGCAGGGCGGGGGCGCUGGGGCCCAGGGUCGGGCUCACGUGUGCUCACGUGGCUGCUGGGAGGCCUGCCAUGCGUGGCAGGGGCGGGGAGGUGGCCUUUGUGGCACAGCUGCUCCCAGAGCGCCAAGAGACAAGCUGCUGUCUUUGAUCCUGGAGGUGGACCCCCUGGUCUCCACCAUAGAUGUGGGUCCUACAGGUCAACCCUGGGAAGCGUGGGAAGGGACCCCACGCGGUGUGAACACAGAAGCCGGGAGCCUGGCGCAGCGUGCCGGCCGCCCACCUGCCAGUCGGGAGCUCUCUGAAAGCAGCCCCGAGCUGUCACCCGCCGAGUGGCCGGCCGUGCUGCGCGGGGGCCCACGGAACACGCAGGAAGACGCCUUUGUUCUGCUAAGUAGGGAAAGGAUGUGGCAGGACACGUUGUGCAGCUGGAUGCCUUUUAUCCAGGAAACAUGUCAAAGCCGUUCCUGUGAUCGUAAUCCCGCACGCGCUUGUCCCGUCCAGCGUGGAACUGGCCGGCUGCCUGCCUCCCAUCUGUCUCCCCCCUCCGCCUCCCCGGUGGGGGAGUUCCACAGAUUCAGGAUCACGACCCCUGGAUCUGCCUUUGCGCAGCGACCCUGCCUGGCCCGUGGGCCUCAGCCCGGCCUGACACGGUCCCGGUGGUCCCUGCCCGGUGGUCCCUGCCCGAGGACGCUCUGCUGGGGCUCAGCUUCCGACGGUGGCUGGGCUCCCUGUCCGCAGCCUGGUCACAGAGUCACCGCGCGGCUGCAGCCACCGCACCAGGAUUUCCGUUUCGUCGGCUUUUGCCAAUCCCAGGACACCUGGUGUACCCAGAUCCUGGCUGCAGGUCCCCUCCCAGCUUGCAGCCCGUCUCUCAGGACUCGGCUGUAGUAGGCUUUGGGGGCCCUGGGGCCCGACUCUGCCCUGGUCUGGAAGCCGCUCGGUCCUCCCAGCCCCAGCGCGAGGCGCUGCGGUGAGAACCCCGCUCCACGCUAGGAAGUAAGCAGUGUGUCUGUUGCCGGGCCUCGUGUAUUCAGUGAGCUUGAGGAGGCCUGCGGGGUCCCUGCGCCGGGCCCCUCACCUCGGGCGCUGCUUAGUGGUGUCGCCUCCGUCCUGUUCAUCCUUUACACAAGUCAGCGUUCGGCCUCGGCCUGUGCUGGGUGCCACCCCUGGCAUGGGAGCUGCGGCUGUGAGCGCCGAGGGGUCUGACCCCUCUGGGUGACGCACUCGUGAGGAGCAGGUGCAGCGUGAACAGGCCAUGCCUGCCUCAGGUGGGCAGGCUGACGUUACGUGGUCGGCUAUUUAUCGCCUUUGUGUAAGCGAGGAGAAGCCGCCCCCCUGGGUGGGCAGAUCAGGGCAGCCCCAGGGGUGUGCUAAACCGCGGGCACCCAGCUUGGCAAACCCACGGAGCCUCCUCGUUCGCACAAAGGAUUCCGCUUUUCUGUUGGAGACAGCCCAGCUCCAGGGCACCUCACUGAGCCAGCAGCACGGCCUCCCUCUCGGACCUGGACCCUUACUUGGAACACUGCCCCACUGGAUGCCCGUCCUGAGCCCUGACCAGUCCGGAGGGAACGGCAGGGGGAUCGGUGCUGGCUGGGGUCGGGAUCGGGGUCGGGACAGCGGGGGAGACAGUCCCGAGCCUUCCCAGUGGGGGAAGCUGCACACUGAGAUGCCAAAGCACGAGUGUGCCUGGGACGUCCCAGGAACUGGGUGCAGAGAGGAGGGAGGGCACCAGCGGCUGAGGAAGCCGGGGCAGCCGGGGCAGCCGGAGAGGCCCCUGGGGUGGGUGGGAAGGACUGGGCGGAGCGGAGCUGAGCUGGCCCUGCGGCCGCGUCCCCUCCGCCCAUCAGCGUCUGAGCUGUUCUUUCCCGUCCUCACGUGCGGUUGUUCUGUGCCCAUUCAGCGUGUGCCCGUGAUCCAUGCACACAUUUUUUUCUCUCUCUGCAGAAAUGGCACAGGUGUCCAGGCGAGUUCUGGGUUUUCUGCUGGGAACGGGUUUCUGAUAACCACUAGGAGGAAAGGUCCCCACAGCCAGUGCACGCGCACACACACGCGCACAUGCGCUCCCGGCCAGAGCCCGUGCUCGGUCCUGACCAGCUGGAGGAACCGUGGAGUGGAGGAGAGCGGCGAGGCCCAGGUCGGGCGGGCGAGAGUCCAGAGCGUGCCGACACCUGCCCCGUGGACGCGGCGUUCCUGUCUGUAAAAGCCGGGCAGGAGCGGGCCAGCAGCAGGUCCGAGGUGCAGCAGGCGGGCAGGGAAGAGCCAGCCACUAGAAGGUUCCCGAGAAUUCCCGAACGCUGCCGGGUGCCGAGGAGACAGGCGCCCGGCGGUGGUGACGCCUCACGUUUCCCACUGAGCUGGGGGGCUGGGAGAGCACACAUGUGCCAUGCCCUAGAAGCCGACACCCCGUGGUGCCCGGCGAGCUGGUGCCCGGCAGGUACUGGGUCAUUUUGGAGAGCUGCUCAGGUUUGCAGCGUCCAGAGUCUGUGUUGUUUUUUGCAAACCUACAGUGGAAGCCUUGCAUGUUAGCCUGUCGGAGGGAUGCAGACGGCUCAGACCUCCAGUAACGUCUCUCCCUGAUGUUCGCAAAACCACGCUGGUUUUGUAGGCGCCAGAGGAACGGGCAGAUCGAGGUCUUGCUAAGGAAAUGCGUGCUUUUCCUCGUCCUCUGUUAGAGCAACUCCCCCCGCCUCGGAAAAUCAAGCGAGCUGGAAGAGUCGAUGUUGGGUGUCUGGCUUGGGGUGGGGGGGUCCUCCUCCCGGCCCUGGACCCCAAGACUGCGGACCUAAGGCCUGAGCCCCCAGACCAGCUCUGAAAGGCGCCCUGUGAAAUGAUUCCUCCCCUCCCUUGACUGCGUCUCUGCUGCGGGGUGACUGAGACGGCCUGGCGUUGCCCGUCUGGGAGGAUGUUAGGGACGGCGUCACUCGAGCCCGUUUUCUGUGUGCCAGCGAUGCUCCCUGCUGUGCCUGAGGGCUUUUUGGGAGCUGUGCGUCGUCCUGACUGUUCUGCGCUGCCUGAGCGCCCGUGCUGGCGGCACCGUGAGAGGCGUUGUGCCCCGAGGGCUGCGUGCCAGCCUUUGGCCCACAGCCCUGUCCCUGGGAUACGUUCCUGGUGGCACGUCUGCCUAGCCCGAGGUCCAGCCGCCUGUGCUUGAUGGAGCUCAUGUAUGUUUUUUUUUUAAUUUUUAUUUAUUUAUUUAUUUUUUUUGACAGGCAGAGUAGACAGUGAGAGAGAGACAGAGAAAGGUCUUCCUUUGCCGUUGGUUCACCCUCCAAUGACCACCACGGCUGGCGCACUGUGGCCGGCGCACCGCACUGAUCCGAUGGCAGGAGCCAGGUGCUUCUCCUGGUCUCCCAUGGGGUGCAGGGCCCAAGCACUUGGGCCAUCCUCCACUGCACUCCCUGGCCACAGCAGAGAGCUGGCCUGGAAGAGGGGCAACCAGGACAGA
This is a messenger RNA of Oryctolagus cuniculus (rabbit), 15572 nucleotides long. The record is from RefSeq and is a predicted model, not a curated record. Lineage: Eukaryota; Metazoa; Chordata; Mammalia; Lagomorpha; Leporidae.